Molecule: messenger RNA, 1242 nt
Organism: Entamoeba invadens IP1
Lineage: Eukaryota; Evosea; Mastigamoebida; Endamoebidae
Exons: 1
Coding region: 1-1242 (413 amino acids)
Source: RefSeq, a predicted model, not a curated record
AUGUCAACUUACUUCAAAGAAAUGGAACAAUACGUCCGUGCUGACCCUCCUCAAGAAAAAGUCCGUCUUCCCGUACAACAGGCAUUAUUAUAUGCACAAAUGGAAUGUUUGAAUCGUCACCUCCCGUUCACAGAAUAUCCAAAUCCAUUACCAAAGGAAUUUAGUCCUCUCACUCUUCCAAAGGAAUACUUAAACAUUCGUUCAAAAAUCAUUUCCAUAAUUCUCGGUCAAGCUGUCGGCGACGCUAUUGGUCUCUCAACUGAAUUUCUCUCGAAGGAACAAGCCGAGUUGUUUUAUAAACACGAGAGAAUCAAUUAUUCACAUUAUUUGAUAGACCAGCACCGUUCUCGGUGGAUGAAUUUGGACUGGAAAUGUGCGGACUGGACUGACGACACGGAUCAGUCGUUAUUAAUACUCGACUCUUUAGUUGCAAACAAUGGAAAUUGUAUAGCAGAAGACUUUGCAACGCGAUGUCUCUAUUGGUUCAAUUUUGGAUAUUCAGAAGUGGGCGAUAUAGGCGCCUUAGGUGUUGGAGCAAAUUUUAAGGCGAUUUUAUCGUCCAAAAAUUUCAACAGAACGCCUCUCAAAAAUUCAAUGGAAAUUUGGGAAAAAGGAGGAAGACGAGCUGCUCCUAAUGGAAGUGUCAUGAGGACUUCAACGGCUGCUAUUCCUUAUUUUUGGGACAUCGAAAAGGUUGAAGAGACUGCAAACACCUUCGGGAAGGUGACUCACUAUGACCCACGGUGCCAGGCCUCUGUUUCUAUAAUAGUUAAUUUAAUUGGGGAGUUCCUACGAGGCGAGUGUGAUUGUCAAAAAGCGAUUGAAUUUGCACGAGAAAGAGGUAGAAAGUACAUAGAAGGUAACAAGGAGUUUUAUUCCGAUUUUGAGAAAUUCACAAAUCCGAAGAGUUUGGAACAACUUGAUUUAAAUAAUUCGAUUGGGUACACGUAUAAGCCAGUUGGAUGUGCAAUGUGGGGGGUUAAAGAGGCACAGAAAUUGAAAAAUGAUGGGAAAAGUAACAAGGAAAUAUUUGAGAGUGUGUUGAUGGCUGUGACCUAUGAAGCGGGAGAUGCAGACACCAAUGGAGCAGUUGUUGGAGCAGUGUUGGGUGCUUACAUUGGCAAUUUAGAUAUGUUCCCCAAAGACUGGAUUGCAUUUGAUAACAAAAAGUGGCUUAUUGAGAGAAUCAACAGAAUGUUGAAAUUAAUGAAUUUGGAGGAAAUUAAAGAUGGAGAAAUUUAA